UGGUGGUGUCAGCCUGCUCCUGGGAAGCUGAAUAGUAGGUGGGAGGGGACUCCCACCCCUCAGGCCUGUCUGCCCUUUGAGGGUCUGGCUUCUGGCCCUGAUCCCUCCCCAGCUCUGUUAUGGCUAUAAUUGCAUCAUUAGCGGAGUUUAUAGAGUUACUUAGCACCUGCCCCCACAGGGAGUGGCCCAGUCACCCCCUGGCUUCUGUCUCUUCCUUUUCAAAGUCAACUAGAUUUCUGCCAGCAGCAGGGGUUUCCCCAACCACCCAACCACAGCUGUCAUGAAAGCCAGGUUGAGCCUUUGUCCUGGGGAUGGAGGGCAGUCAGCACUUGGGGCCCGGCUGGGGCUGCCCUGGAGAUGACUGUGGAAAUUGGGUUGGCCUCCUCUGACUAGAGGGAGGGAGUUCAGGGUACCCAGAGCUGCCAGAAAUGUCCACAUCGCACUACGCAAUGAGUGUGUGUACACACUGUUCUAUGUAUGUCCUUUUCUGAAAGAGGGAGAUCAAAGCGCACACACUUAUAAUGCUGUUGUGAGGAUUAAGGGAGGAGCAAUUCCUACUACAUGGGAGCCAGCGCCAGCAGCCACCAUGGCGUCACGCAUCGGGCUGCGCAUGCAGCUCAUGCGGGAGCAGGCGCAGCAGGAGGAGCAGCGGGAGCGCAUGCAGCAGCAAGCCGUCAUGCAUUACAUGCAGCAGCAACAGCAGCAGCAGCAGCAGCAGCAGCAGCAGCUGGGGGGGCCACCCACCCCAGCCAUCAACACCCCUGUCCACUUCCAGUCGCCGCCACCUGUGCCCGGGGAGGUGUUAAAGGUGCAGUCCUAUCUGGAGAAUCCCACAUCCUACCAUCUGCAGCAGUCCCAGCACCAGAAGGUGCGGGAGUACCUGUCUGAGACCUACGGGAACAAGUUUGCUGCCCAUAUCAGCCCCGCCCAGGGCUCCCCGAAGCCCCCACCAGCUGCUUCCCCAGGGGUGCGGGCUGGACAUGUGCUGUCAUCCUCAGCAGGCAACAGUGCUCCCAAUAGUCCUAUGGCUAUGCUGCACAUUGGUUCCAACCCGGAGAGGGAGUUUGAUGAUGUCAUUGACAACAUCAUGCGUCUGGACGAUGUCCUGGGCUACAUCAAUCCUGAAAUGCAGAUGCCCAACACGCUGCCCCUGUCCAGCAGCCACCUGAAUGUGUACAGCAGUGACCCCCAGGUCACAGCCUCCCUGGUGGGCGUCACCAGUAGCUCCUGCCCAGCGGACCUGACCCAGAAGCGAGAGCUCACAGAUGCUGAGAGCCGGGCCCUGGCCAAGGAGCGGCAGAAGAAAGACAAUCACAAUCUAAUUGAAAGGAGAAGGAGGUUCAACAUCAAUGACCGCAUCAAGGAGUUGGGAAUGCUGAUCCCUAAGGCCAAUGACUUGGACGUGCGCUGGAACAAGGGCACCAUCCUCAAGGCUUCUGUCGACUACAUCCGGAGGAUGCAGAAGGAUCUGCAGAAGUCCAGGGAGCUUGAGAACCACUCUCGGCGCCUGGAAAUGACCAACAAACAGCUCUGGCUCCGUAUCCAGGAACUGGAGAUGCAGGCUCGAGUGCACGGCCUCCCCACCACCUCCCCAUCGGGCAUGAACAUGGCCGAGCUGGCCCAGCAAGUGGUGAAGCAAGAGCUGCCCAGUGAAGAGGGCCCAGGGGAGGCCCUGAUGAUGGGUGCCGAGGUCUCUGAUCCUGAGCCGCUGCCGGCUUUGCCUCCCCAGGCCCCAUUGGGCCCACCUGCCCAGCCACCAUCCCCAUUCCAUCACCUGGACUUCAGCCACAGCCUGAGCUUUGGGGGCGGAGAUGAUGAGGGGCCCCCGGGUUAUCCUGAACCCCUGGGGCCAGAGCAUGGCUCCCCAUUCCCCAACCUGUCCAAGAAGGAUUUGGACCUCAUGCUCCUGGAUGACUCACUGCUACCACUGGCCUCUGACCCCCUCUUAUCUACCAUGUCUCCUGAGGCCUCCAAGGCCAGUAGCCGCCGGAGUAGCUUCAGCAUGGAGGAGGGCGAUGUGCUGUGACCCUGGCUGCCCCUGUGCCAGGGAACAGGGGCUGGCCUGGGGGCUGGGAGGGCUGGGGCAUCCCCUCCAGCCCUCCCAUCCUUCAGGCUGCACUUGUGUGUGAAUUAGCCACUUGCCCUGCCUCACUAUUCCCCAUUGACCCUCCUGUUUGGACUUAGUGCCUGCCUGGCAGCCUGUGGGGUCAGGAGAAGCCCCCUCGUACCUGCCUCAGUGCCCCCCAGGGCAGCCGUCUUGGUGAGGCUGGGAGGGAGUAGGAGGUGAAAUUGUGAGGGGGAAGAGAGGGACAGGUGUACUAGAGGUAAGACGAGGACUCCUAAUGGGGGGUUCCUGUCUUCUGAGCCUGAUCUUCCAUACCACCAAUGAAGGAUGUAUUGGACCAGAGGAUUCCAGAAGCUCCUUCUCUGAGUCAGCGACUGGUCCUGGGGGUGCCCAGGCCUUCCUUUCUGGGAUUCAGAUGGCAACAAACCCAUCCCCUCAGCCUGGCUGCCCCCCGCCUUUGGUGCUAACAGCUCUCCACCAGGUGGUGUGAGGGUGGGGGUGACUAGAAGAGAAGGGCGGCUGGGUUCAGGUUAGAUUGCGGGGUCACUGCUGAAAGAGCAGCCCCCUCUGACUUCCCACUUUGUGCCUUUAAUAAACACUGUGCUUUGUACCUG
This is a messenger RNA of Nycticebus coucang (slow loris), 2679 nucleotides long. RefSeq names its product transcription factor EB (gene TFEB). Gene Ontology annotation, biological process: positive regulation of DNA-templated transcription; humoral immune response; regulation of transcription by RNA polymerase II. Gene Ontology annotation, cellular component: nucleus. The transcript has 9 exons. Gene Ontology annotation, molecular function: RNA polymerase II cis-regulatory region sequence-specific DNA binding; protein dimerization activity; DNA-binding transcription factor activity, RNA polymerase II-specific. Bases 587 to 2026 code for a protein of 479 amino acids. Lineage: Eukaryota; Metazoa; Chordata; Mammalia; Primates; Lorisidae. The record is from RefSeq and is a predicted model, not a curated record.